CCGGAGCCGCAGUCGCACCUACACACACCUGCGAGCUUCCGGGAACCUGGGCUGCGCCCCGCUGGGACUCGGCGCUGCCAUUUCGCGGGAAGUGCGGCUCCUGGCCCGGGUGCGGUCCGAGGGAACCUGCGGCUCUUAGCGCCUGUCCGUGAACAAAUCUGUUCCCUUUCAACACCAGCGAUGGAGGAGAUUGUGUGGGAGCAGUUCACUGUCACCCUGCACAGGGACUCUAAGAGGGGCUUCGGAAUUGCUGUCACCGGGGGCCGGGACAAUCCCAAAGUGGACACCGGGGAGAUGUCCAUCAUCGUGUCUGACGUCCUGCAGGGGGGUCCGGCCGACGGACUGCUUUUUGAGAAUGACCGUGUGAUCCUGGUUAACGGCUUGUCCAUGGAGAAUGUGCCACAUUCCUUUGCUGUGCAGCAACUCCGAAAAUGUGGGAAAGUGGCCAAAUUUGUGGUGAAGAGACCCAAGAGAGCAGCACCCAGUGCACUGAAGCGCUCCCAGUCACACGACGAGAGGCUCUCUGACUACCCUGGCGACUAUGAUCAAGAUUAUGACUAUGACCGAGACUACGACUAUGACGACCACAGCAUGUACAGCGCUCAGAGCAGCAAUGCAGACUACCCUCAUGAGCAUAGUCCAGAAAAGGAACAGGCUAGAUACCCAGAACGCCGAGGGCGUGACCGCGACCGGGAUUACGGUCGAGAUCGCAGUCGAGGUAGGAGUCUGGAGCGGGAUCUGAGUCCAGAGAGACAGUACUACCGUGACAGAAGCAGGGGGCGCUCUUUAGACAGAGAAGCCAGCCCCGAGGGGCCUUAUAGGAGAGACCACAGCAGGGGCCGGGCCCUGGAACGCGGUCAAAGCCCGGCCCGCAGCCGUGACCCCAGCUACGAGCGAGAGCUCGACCGCAAGUCUUAUGAGCCCCGCCCAGAAGAACGACUGAUGAGGAGCAGAAGUAGAGAUCAGCUUCAGGCCCCCUCGCCCCGCCCAGAAGAACGACUGAUGAGGAGCAGAAGUAGAGACCAGCUGCAGGCCCGCUCCCCUUCGCCCCGCCCAGAAGAACGACUGAUGAGGAGCAGAAGUAGAGACCAGCUGCAGGCCCCCUCCCCCUCGCCAAGCCACAGCCGUGUCCAUGAGCAACUGGAGAAACCAUUAAAUGUCGUCCUGCUGAAGAAUCGACCAAAUGAAGAGUACGGGCUUCGGCUGGGGAGUCAGAUCUUUAUCAAAGAGAUGACCAGUACUGGUCUAGCCAGCAGGGAUGGUGCUCUGCAGGAAGGUGACAUCAUCUUAAAGAUUAACGGCACGGUGACGGAGAACCUGUCCCUGGGUGACGCCGGCAAGCUGGUGGAGAGGUCCCGCGGGCAGCUGCGGCUGCUGGUUCAGAGGGACCGCCGGCAGCUCCUGCUCCGCAUCCCGCACCUGGCCGACAGCGACUCGGAGCCCGACGACAUUUCGGAGAUCGAGUCGUAUCGCUCCUACUCCCCUCAGGAGGAGCGCGGCGCUGCUCACUCUGACAUCUCCUCACACUCGUCCAACGAGAAACUGCGCGAGAAGCCCAGGGAGGACCCCCCCGGCCGGCUGGCCAAGAUGGGUGCACAGCCGACCCCGUUCAGGGCACUGGAGCAGCAGCCCAGCGAGCCGCCUGACAAGGAGGAGACACGAGUGGCAGAGCCUGCCGUGCCAGUUAUGGCAGUUGCACCAGUGGUCAGCAGUUCAACAAAGAUGGAGCUCCACCCAAGUGCAGAGGAUGAGGAAACAUACGGCCCAAACACAGUGGUGGUGCAGUUCCAGAAGGCCGACAGCGUAGGGCUACGUCUCGCAGGAGGCAGCGACGUGGGCAUCUUCGUUGCCGGCGUGCAGGAGGACAGCGCUGCGGAGAGGGAGGGUCUCCGAACUGGGGAUCAGAUACUGAAGGUGAACAGCAUGGACUUCCGGGGGAUGGUGCGGGAAGAAGCCGUCUUGUACCUGCUGGAGAUCCCCAGGGGCGAGACCGUUACCAUCCUGGCCCAAAGCAAGCCUGACGUUUACCAGGAGAUCAUAGACUCUGAUAGAGGGGACUUGUUCUACAUCAGGACACAUUUUGAAUUUGAGAAGGAUUCUCCUCACAGCCUGGCCUUCAGCAGGGGGGAGAUCUUCAAGGUGAUGGACACCCUGUAUAAUGGCAAACUGGGAAACUGGCUGGCCAUUCGCUUGGGCAGGGACAAUGAGCCCCUGGACAGGGGCAUAAUUCCCAGCAAAAGCAGGGCAGAUCAGCUGGCCAAUGUGCAGAAUGCCCAGAGGGGACUGGGCAAUGACCGCGGGGACUUCUGGAGGCUGCGAGGUCAGAGGGCAGCGAAGAAGAAGGAUCUCCGGAAGAGCCGCGAGGACCUCAGUGCUCCGGUUGUUUCCACACGCUUCCCCGCUUACGAAAGAGUGGUGUUACGCGAGGCUGGUUUUAAACGUCCCGUGGUGCUGUUUGGGCCCAUUGCUGACGCUGCCAUUGAGAAGCUGGCCUCAGAUCUUCCAGAUCAGUUUGCCAUUGCAAAAACCGAGCCCAAGGAUGCCGGGUCAGAGAAGUCAUCGGGCGUGGUGAAGCUGAACACCAUUCGGCAGAUCAUCGAACAGAACCGGCACGCCCUGCUGGACGUCACCCCCAAGGCCGUGGACACGCUUAACUACACGCAGUGGUACCCGAUUGUGAUCUUCUUCAACCCCGAGACCAAGCAGGCUGUUAAGACGAUGCGCCAGAGACUGAUGCCUGGCUCCAAUCGCAGUGCCCGCAAGCUCUAUGAGCAGGCGGUGAAGCUGAGGAAGACCUGCUCACACCUCUUCACCGAUAUCAUUGAUCUUAAUGCUGCCAAUGAUGCGUGGUACGGCAACGUGAAGGACUCGAUUCUGGAGCAGCAGGAACGUGCCGUGUGGGUCUUUGAGCGAAAAGUGAGUUAGUCAUGUAUCUCCACAACAUGAUUGGUGUAUGUAAGGUGUAGAUGGUGUGUUUGGUGUAAAUAGGGUAUGGUUGGUGUGUUUGGUGUAUAUAGGGUGUAGAUGGUGUGUUUGGUGUAAAUAGGGUAUGGUUGGUGUGUUUGGUGUAUAUAGGGUGUAGAUGGUGUGUUUGGUGUAAAUAGGGUAUGGUUGGUGUGUUUGGUGUAUAUAGGGUGUAGUUGGUGUGUUUGGUGUAAAUAGGGU
Messenger RNA from Paramormyrops kingsleyae, 3165 nucleotides. The record is from RefSeq and is a predicted model, not a curated record. Lineage: Eukaryota; Metazoa; Chordata; Actinopteri; Osteoglossiformes; Mormyridae.